Molecule: messenger RNA, 2065 nt
Organism: Gracilinanus agilis (Agile Gracile Mouse Opossum)
Lineage: Eukaryota; Metazoa; Chordata; Mammalia; Didelphimorphia; Didelphidae
Gene: TSEN54
Product: tRNA splicing endonuclease subunit 54
Exons: 11
Coding region: 1-1656 (551 amino acids)
Biological process (GO): tRNA-type intron splice site recognition and cleavage
Cellular component (GO): tRNA-intron endonuclease complex
Source: RefSeq, a predicted model, not a curated record
AUGGAGCCGGCUCUGGAGCAGGCGUUGCAAUCGGAGCUGGAGCCCGAGCCCGAGCCCGAGCCUGUGCUGGUUCCCGCUGGCCGAGUGCUCAGCCCUGAGGAGUUAUUUGCAGCCCGUUCCCGGGACCAGAAGCUGCCCCUGCGUUCGCAUGGCCAGAAGGUCUUCCUCCCGGACGGCUCCAGGGCCCAGGAGGAACAGCUGCGGCUGUGCCGGGAGGAGCUUUGGACACUCUUUGCAGAGGAGCGAGUGGAGCGACGGGGCAGCUUGGUGACUGCUGAAUGGAGUCCUCAGAAUGGGGUGGUAACGUUGAAAUCCUUUGCGGGUAAAUUCUGGCAAACCAUGGGAUUCUCUGAAGGGGGUCAGCAGCGGUUAUAUCCAGAAGAGGCCCUGUACUUGCUGGAAUGUGGAUCCAUCCAGCUUUUCUAUCAGGACCUGCCCUUGUCCAUCCAGGAGGCCUAUGAGAUGCUACUGAGCCAGGAUACCAUAGGCUUUUUGCAGUACCAGGUUUUCAGCCACCUGAAGAGACUGGGCUAUGUGGUUCGGAGGUUCCAACCUAGCUUGGUCCCAUCCCCUUAUGAGAGGCAACUUAACCUGGAUUGUGGAAAUUCUCAGAGCUCCGAAAAGUGGCAUGGCAAGAGGAAAAGGAGGAAUUCUAGUCCUCGGUCCGCUGAUAAGAAACCCAAGGCACAGGAGAAUCUUCCAUCAGGGGCAGAUGGGGCCGAUGAAAGUCAGGCAGCUCCAAUCCACUCUGCCCCCAGCCAGAACAGCAGAUGCCCAGAAGAGAAACCCCAGGAAUCAGGCUAUGUAAAGCGUCCAGAGGGCUGCAGUCAGCCUCUGGAGUCCCCGGAGCCAGUCCCUGGCCAGACAGAGCAUCAUGGAAGGACCUUGAAGGAAGGAGGAAGAAAUGAGGCUAGAGCAGCGGAGAAUAAUGGGAACAAGAGAGUUUCUAAGCCACGAUGGGACUUUGAUCAAAUCGCAUUUCCUAACAUGGCCCGAGAUCACCCCCACACCCUACUACUUGCCCCAGACCCAGAGUUACUCCCAGGGAAUGUCACUGCACGGGAAAUUGAUGCGGCCCCUUGGUGUCAGCUGCUGAAUCAACGGAAAGAGAAGCUUUCUAGGAGGGAGCGGGAGCAGCAGAGGGGGUCUGCUCCCUUCCGAAGCGAUGUGAAUGCAGACCCCGAGGUGCAGAGGUGCACCAGCUGGCGGGCGUAUAAGGAGCUACUACAGAGGAGGUGGCGGCAGAACACCUGGAACCGACCCCCCAACUUGUGGGAUCAGCCGGUCACUCCCCUGCUGAGCCCUGACCAGGCAGCCAGCCCAGCCAGCGUCUUACAACAGAUCUCUUUACUGAAGACCACACACCUCACCGAUGAAGUUGAUGGUAGGCUGUUGGAGAAGUCUGGGGACAUGGAGAUCAUUUUUAACAUCUAUCAGGCAGAUAGUGUAUCCAGUUUCCGGAAAAAUGACCCAGGAAAGCCAUAUGCUCGGAUGUGCAUCAGUGGAUUUGAUGAACCGGUACCAGACCUCCGCACCCUCAAGCGGCUAUCCUUCCAGAGUGGGGAUGUUCCCUUGAUCUUCGCCCUGGUGGAUCAUGGUGAUAUCGCUUUCUAUAGCUUCAGAGAUUUCACAUUACCAGUGGACCUGGCACAUUGACCAACUGGCCUCCAGAACUCAUCUUGAUAGCCUCUGGCCUAGGUCAGAGUUAAUAUGAUGGAGAAAAAUGUUGCUUCCAUUUUGGCAGCCUUUGCUCUCAGGAAUGACUUACCACUCAGACCCCCCAUUUUCAGUUGUCUCCUGCAUUGGAGCCUUUGUCUGAUGCUUUACCAAUGUUCAUUCCAGCUUAAGCCACCUCCAUAGAAGAGCAGGCUUGAAAAAUGCCAGGCAAAUUGUAUUGCCUUACUGGGAGAACAGUCCUCCUGAUUGCUCUGAUUCUUCUAUUGCUGCCCUUAGGACCUAGUACCUUUCUUUCCACAGGCCAGAUGACAAAAUCUUGGUCCUGUGUUAAUGUAAGAGAACUUGAAUUGCAUCUGGGAAAACCUGGAUGAAGUUAAAGCCAUUAAAC